Molecule: messenger RNA, 2286 nt
Organism: Cavenderia fasciculata
Lineage: Eukaryota; Evosea; Eumycetozoa; Acytosteliales; Cavenderiaceae
Exons: 6
Coding region: 1-2286 (761 amino acids)
Biological process (GO): regulation of DNA-templated transcription; signal transduction
Cellular component (GO): plasma membrane
Molecular function (GO): DNA-binding transcription factor activity; DNA binding; GTPase activity
Source: RefSeq, a predicted model, not a curated record
AUGGAAUCAAUGCAUAUUUGCUUUUUAGGAGAUGAUGGUGUUGGCAAAUCAACAGUGAUGAUUCAAUUGAUAAAUGUUCAUUUUGUCGAAGAAUGGGACCCAACUAUUGAAGAUGAUUAUCGACUACAAACCCAAGUAGAUGAUAAAGUUAGGCUUGUUUCAAUGUUGGAUUCUGUAGAUAAUGGUCCAAUGUCUGUUUUAAAAAAAGAUUAUAUUACAAAAUCGAUUGGAUAUAUUAUAUUUUAUGAUAUUACCAAUAGAGCAUCAUUUGAGAGUAUUGGUAGACACCUUGAAAGUAUAGUUGAUGCAAGAACGGAUAUUGCAAGUAUUGGACAAUUGAUAUCGACCAAAUCUGUUGUAUUGGUUGGUAAUAAAUGUGAUAGAGAAUGUGAUAGAGUAGUAACACAUGAAGAAGGUUUGCUCUAUGCCACUCAUCAUGGAUUCCAAUUCUUUGAGAUAUCAGCUCGGACAAGACAAGGUUUCCCAUCAAGUAAUUCAAAUAUUAAUUUAGAGAGAGAAAUGUCACAACUAUUACAACCAGUAAUGAUGUUGGAGGAAUUAAAACAACAUUAUAGAACGUCAGAACAACAACAAAGGUAUUUGCAACAGUUGGACGAAGAGUUGGAUGAGCCAUGUAGUUGGAGUGACAGCGAGACUGCCACGACACUUUCAUCGACAAAUACAGAGUCGUCAUCAUCGAUAUACAACCUAGCAUCGUGGGACGACUUUCUCAAACAAGAGAAUGACUAUUAUACGAAAAAGUGCAAGGAGCUCAAGUUUGUGUGCUCGUCAUUUGUGCAGAAACAACGUGCAUUUGUGUCGCAGAUUGACUUUAAUCCCGAUUUUGACAGAGAGGAAGCGUCGCAACUGGCGCAAGAGAUGCACCAAGCCAUCACGAUUGUGCACACCAUACAGGCAUCAGUAUCGCAGCUAAUCAGACAGGCACAGUUUGUCGUGACACACAGUCUGACAAGCAAGUUGGCCGAUCUAGAAAACAUGGCUUCUCACAUGGGUAUCCUGGGUGUAGAGUUGCAGGCCAUGGUACAGACUGGCACUGGGUGUCCGUCGGCAGUACUCGUGUUUGCACGUCAACCCUUCCCAGGCAUCCUCAAACGUUACAAACAAAUUGGAAGUGACGAGUUUGUGGUCGAGCUAUUGACCACUGCCCAAUUCCCAUUCACCUAUGGCAAGCUGAGACUAGUGCACUGCGACGAAGUUCAGUCACUCUGUCUUACCGACAAGCGAACCAACAACAAAGAGAAAACCUCUGCACCACUCACAACCCCCGUCAACUCGACGGCUGCACCUCCCAACAUGAUCGAACAACAAUGGUUUGACAUUCAAGUUGAAAAUGGUAGAUUCCUCGCAAAGAUUCCUAUAAAGUUGAUGCAAGGUACCACUCGAUUCACUUCUUUUAAAUGUUCACUUGCCCUCAUUCAUAAAUCAACAAAACAUCAAGUAGCCAUUGAAACUUCAUUGUCUGAUCGUUUCAUCUCUUUUGUAAAUGAUCAACAAUGGAUUGAACAUUUUGCUUUACUUGUUAAAGAAGAAAUUUUUCUUUUGGAAAAUGGACAAUAUUUAUAUGAACAAGUUAGUCAUUCAAGAAUUUUAGAUAUUCUUUUAAAAUAUUUCCAUCUUUGUUUAAAGAUUUAUAAAAGAACAAAUUCAAGUCAUAGAUCAUUACCAAUUGAACCUUUAAAAUUAUUAUUAAAUAGAAUUUCAAAAACCAAAUUAAAUAUUUUACAAUUUGAUCAAUUCUUUUCAAUUUUGACACCAGUAUUCAAGGUUAUUAAAUAUCAAAGACAUGCAUUGGAUUUAUGGGGUCAAGGACUCUUAUAUUUAUUUAUUGAUCAAGAUGAAGUUAGGCAAUUAUUAUUAACUUCAACCAAAUUAUCAAAUACUAUAGGUAAUAGUAUCAUUGAUAAUAAUAAUAACACACAAAAUAAUCAACCAACAGAAUGUAUAAAUAAUAACGAUAAUAAUGAUAAAAAAGGAAAAUGUAGAUUUUUAAUUCAAUUUAGUGUUGAACAUCCAUAUAGUUGGGUAAUCAAAUAUGUUGAACAAGAAAUCAUCUCUUCAUUGUCGAGCGAACCACCACAAAUCAAAGAAUUAAUCAUUGAUAUGAAAAAAGAUCUCACUGGUGAUAGAUCCAACAAAUCAAUUGUUACCUAUCUAGAAAACAAUCUACCAAACUUUUCAGAGAUUUGUCAAUACGAUUAUAAACAAAAUAAUUAUUCUAUCAUUCUUCGUGAUGAAAUAUUUGCUCAAAUUAAAAUUAAUAAUUAA